Paramuricea clavata is the source of this 765-nucleotide messenger RNA. The record is from the annotation of a GenBank genome assembly. Lineage: Eukaryota; Metazoa; Cnidaria; Anthozoa; Malacalcyonacea; Plexauridae.
AUGAAUAGCUUAAAAUCUGUAGAAGUCAAACCAAUUUAUCUUUUUCUAACUGGAGGUGGUGGUGCAGGCAAAAGUCAUUUGAUUAAAGCAAUAUAUCAUACAGCAGUUAAAACUUUCAGCCAUCCCCCAUUUAAUCCUACAUUACCAACUGUCUUGUUGAUGGCACCGACAGGUGCUGCCGCGAUAAAUAUUGAUGGAACCACAGUAAAUACAGGACUUGGUAUUCCUAAAGAAACUGGUACAUAUCUUCCGGCAAUGUCUGACCAGAAGAAAACGCAAUACAGGCUUACUUUGAAAGAAACAAAGCUUUUACUUAUAGACGAAAUUUCUAUGGUCGGAAACACAACUCUCUUACAUGUCCAUCAGCGAUUAAAAGAAAUAUUUGGUUCUUCUGAUAUAUUUGCAGGCAAGAGUAUUAUAGCUGUGGGUGACCUAUACCAGCUUCCUCCAAUUAAGAAGAAAGCAGUCUUUGAAAAUUUUAAAAUUGAAACUUACAAUCUUUGUCAUCCAUGGAGUGUUUUUAAAAUGACUGAACUUACAGAGAUCAUGAGGCAAAAAAAUGAUAGGGCGUUUACUGAAUUGCUUAACAGAAUACGAACAGCUUCACAUACAGAAAAUGAUAUUAAAGUUAUUAAUUCCAGAUGUAUUACACCAUCUAAUCCAAACUACCCAUCUGACGCACUUCACAUUUGGGCUGAAAAUACUCCUGUUAAUGAAUACUGUAGUAUCCCAGAAUCCUUUGGGGUUCGGGCCAUUGUGUACUGA